This is a messenger RNA of Telopea speciosissima, 636 nucleotides long. Its product is annotated as phosphoprotein ECPP44-like. The annotation marks the transcript as partial. The transcript is spliced from 2 exons. The record is from RefSeq and is a predicted model, not a curated record. Gene Ontology annotation, biological process: response to water. Gene Ontology annotation, cellular component: membrane. Lineage: Eukaryota; Viridiplantae; Streptophyta; Magnoliopsida; Proteales; Proteaceae.
GACGGCCAGGUGUUCAAGGUUUCUGAAGAACCAGAAGACGAGUUUCAGAAGCUCAAGGGGUCGGAACAACCCAGAGACGAGUUUGAGAAAGUGAAGGUGUUGGAACAAACCGAAGAACACAAGGAAGAAGAGGAGGGUAAGAAGAAGCCUGGUCUUCUUGGGAAGCUUCACCGAACUAACAGCAACUCCAGUAUCUCGUCUAGCGAUGAGGAAGAAGUAGAAGAGGGCGGAGAGAAAAAGAAGAAGACGAAGAAAGGAUUAAAGGAGCAGAUGGCGAGUGACAGGGAACAGGAGAAGAAAGAGGAGCAAGAAAACUACUUGGACACCAGCGUCCACAUGGAGAAGAGUGAUGACGUCAACCAAGCCCCACCACCACAUGUUGAGUUGGUGGCAUAUCCAGAGGAGAAGAAGGGUUUGCUGGAAAAGAUCAAAGAGAAGGUACCUGGGCGACACAAGAAAACCGAAGAUGCCAACGCAACUUCGCCUUUACCUUCUCCGGUUAGUCCGGCGGAGUAUGCCGGAGAAGGGCAUGCUCACGAUGGGGAGGGCAAAGAGAAGAAGGGAUUAUUGGAGAAGAUCAAGGGAAAAAUUCCUGGGUACCAUAAGAAUAGUGAGGAGACUACGGGUGGGCACUAA